Molecule: messenger RNA, 2625 nt
Organism: Pundamilia nyererei
Lineage: Eukaryota; Metazoa; Chordata; Actinopteri; Cichliformes; Cichlidae
Product: zinc finger protein ZFMSA12A-like
Exons: 7
Coding region: 166-2193 (675 amino acids)
Biological process (GO): regulation of transcription by RNA polymerase II
Cellular component (GO): nucleus
Molecular function (GO): RNA polymerase II cis-regulatory region sequence-specific DNA binding; DNA-binding transcription activator activity, RNA polymerase II-specific
Source: RefSeq, a predicted model, not a curated record
AAGAAGAGUCCGGAAGUUACUCUGCUGUGUUUGUCCGCCUACUGGAAACGGUGAGGUGUGUUGAAGCGAGUGCUUGUUGUCAGCGUUACCCCAGCGGGAAGAUUAUUUUAUGAGGGAGCCUUCCUCAGUGUCAGCUGAACAGCUGUAGCUCUUCAGGAUAACAACAUGGCACGUACAGAGGGGCCCUUGCCUCCAUCAUCGCUGAGGCUCUUGGUUCCACCACUGCGGGUGAUGUCGGCUGUGAUGUGGAAGGUGGUUCAUCUGAAAAUCGUCAAGCAAUAUGGGAAAGUGGAGGAAUUUGUGUCCUUGGUAUCUGAAGCCAUUCCCGACAUCUUAACAAGCCAUCAGGUGACACUGCUCACUGUGGGGUUGAGGGCAAAGAUGAUAUUGCAAAUGUUAAACUCUGAGGAUCUCGGAGGCAUUAAAACACACUUGGGUUGCCUGCUGCAAACUCGCUCACGACAGGUCUAUCCAGAAGGUAACCCUCUUGAAGCCAACAUUGUCACAUUUGUUCAGAGACUCCUGGACGACUCAGAAGGGAGAGAACACUUCCUCAAAAAUGUGUUUCCUGUGGCGUAUGGGCCCGACUUUGACACAGCACUGGAAAAGCUUCUCUGUGACUUCUUCUCCAAACUGGAAGAGCUGCUGCCAGUACCAGACUUUAAACAGGCUGCUUUGUGGAUCAGUGAUACACCAGCUGAGGUAGAGGAGUACAUGCACUGUGUAACUGAAGCUGAUGACAUCAAAGUAUUGCUCAGAACCAGGCCUCGCAAUAGUGAAAUGGCCAAGAUAGAUUCGAGUGUGCCAUCUCCCUCAGAGCAGCGGCUUUUCUCCUCGUUGUCGCUCCCCGUCUCCCUGAUAGACAACAGCGCCAAAGAUGCUGAUCAAUUGCUAAGCUCAAAUGCACCAACUUUCGAAAACCAAAGAGUGUCUGAAGCAGCUGCCUUUCAAGAGCCCAGAGAUGGUGACAUGUGGGAUACAAGAUGGCCACAUGAGGAAGAGUCUCACAGCGCAGAACAAGAGGCGGGAGGAAAAGACACCGACAGCAUUCCUGACACACAUGUUGUGGAGGAGUGCGGUGACCAAGCUACAACGACUCUCCAAGCUCCCUCUUCAUCUGCUGAGAGUCAUGUGGUAUCCAGCUCUGUGAUCGGCCCUCUCAGACAGAGAGUUGCACAGAAAUGCACUCAGUGUGGGAAGUGCUUCAUUUACAAGUAUGAACUCCUGGAGCAUCAGCGGCUGCACACCGGAGAAAACCCUUACAAGUGCUCUCAGUGUGGGAAAGCUUUUCGGCGGAGCUCUGAUCUAUCAAGUCACAGGCGGACACAGUGCAGAAAAGCAGCGUACAUUUGCAUCAAAUGCGGGAAAAGCUUUCAGUCUAUGCAGGAAAAAUGUAGACACCAGUGUGUUCAUAGCAUCCACAAAUUUGACUGUCCUUACUGUGGGAAAAGUUUUAAGAAAAUGUACCUGCUGGCUAAGCACAAGCUGACUCACAACCAGAACCGCAUUUUCACAUGCAGACAGUGCGGGGAGGUAUACCCGGGUAUAAGCGAGCUAAGAUCACAUCAAAAGAUCCAUCCUCCUCAGCUGUCCAAUCAGUGCCAGCAGUGCGGGAAGUUUUUCAGCUCGGCUGCGUGUUUGACUGCUCACCAGCUGCGCCACACACAGCAGAGGACACAGAUUUGCACACGCUGCGGCAAAGCCUUCAAGAGCAAGCAUGAUCUGAACCUUCACAUGCGCAGUCAUACAGGCGAGAGGCCCUUUCAGUGCACCUACUGCGAGAAGCGUUUCUCCGUGUCAGGAAACUUGAACGUACACGUAAGGAUUCACACAGGAGAGAAACCGUACCUGUGCUCCGACUGUGGCAAGGCUUUCAUUUCUGCCGGAGAGCUGCAGAUACACAGGCGCACCCACACGGGGGAAAAGCCAUACAAGUGCUCGGUGUGCGGGAGAGGAUUCACCAGGGCGAGCAAAGUGACGCUCCACAUGCGUGUUCACACUGGGGAACGCCCCUACGAGUGCUCUGAAUGCGGGAAAGGCUUUUCACGUGGUAGCGAACUGAAAAAACACACAAUGAACCAUGCAGGAGUCCGGCCCUACGCCUGUCAGCUGUGUGCAAAAACGUACACGUGCCUCAGUCACCUGAAAAGACACUUAAAAUCUCACAGUGUAGUCCAGUCUCAGACCCUCUGAUUCUACUGACUAUCAAAUGGUGUUUUGCUAUUGAUGAGGUCUUUUGCCAUUGAUGAGGUCUUUGUGCAGUGACACUGUACACACUGUUGCUGACUUCAUGCACUGCAUCAUAGGAUUUGGACUUUGUUUUCUUCUUUUCUUUUAGAGACUCCUUCCUUAUCCUCCAUUUAAAAUGUCACUCUCAAGUGCAGCUUCUGGUCCUGACAUAGAUGUUUUGUUUGUUGUGUUGUUUUUGUUUUAUUUGUUUUCUGAUAUCCUAAAAUGUGAUUUUGAAAUCAUCCAAGAAAACUGUGUCCUUCUGCGUUUAUUAGUGCCUGUAUUAUUAUUAUUAUUAUUAUUUUUCCUUCUAUGAGGUAACACUGACUGGAGUAGUAUUAUUUACUAGUGACACUGUUCAAUAUUGUAAACACAGAAUAAACUAGAUAAUUGCCA